AGUGACACAGGGAACUCUCCAGGGUGCUGACCAGGGACAUGGCGCUGACGGAGCCAACGCUGUAAUGUAGCCUGCAGAUUUUCUUUAGCGUGCAGUUGUCAUUUAGAAUAUAAUUGAUUUAAUAUUGUGGUAUAAUGCUAUAUAACACUAAUCGACAAUUUAGGUGCUACAGACGCGCAUCAUCCUCCCAUUGUAUAAGUCUAUUUAGUUGGAAAGUAUUUCUCAGUGAGUGCAAUAUAUAAGUGUAAACGUGUCUGUUAUGAAGGCAUCCUAGCAUUGGUAAUGCUGUAAGUUCCUAGCAUUGGUGGUGCUGUAAAUCUUACUAUCAUGGAACCUUAAUAGACUUAAGAUGAACCAGUAUAAUAACUCAGCCAUCACCCCAGAAUGCAACAGAGACCCAGGACACAGGACUCUCUUAAAUGUGGCGCAGUCUCAUGGCUUUCAGCUGCUCAGUGUUCUCCGAUCUUUUAGACAACAAGGCUUGUUGUUUGAUUUCACCAUCAACGUGCAGGACCAGAAUUUCCCCUGUCAUCGUUGUGUGCUUGCAGCAUCCAGUGACUUCUUUAGGGCUAUGUUUGAGGUGGACAUGCGUGAGCGUGGAGAUGGCUCUGUUACCCUAACUGACCAGAGUCCUGCAGCAGUGAGCACGUUUCUGGAUUUUGCUUACUCUGGAGAAGCACUCAUUACUGAUGCAAAUGUAGACAUGAUAUUUCAGAUCGCCUCCUUCCUUCAGAUCACAGUCCUCUUAAAAGCAUGCAGUGAUUUUCUCAUAGGGACCAUGGAUCUUACAAAUAUCCUCUCCCUUUUGUCCCUUGCCGAGGCUUAUGGUUCAGCCUCACUACUCCAAAGUGCCAAUGAUUUUGUAGUUGAGAACUUUUAUGACUUGUCUCAAAAUAAGGAUUUUCUGGAUAUGCAGGUAAAUGUAUUAGAAACAUGCCUUAGAUCAGACUCUCUGAAUGUUCCCAGUGAAGAGAACGUGGUCAUAUCUCUUCUGCGAUGGAUACAUCACAGUCUUCCUGAAAGACAAAAGCUGCUGCCAGGACUACUGUCUCUGACACGACUGCACCAUGUCCCUGCAACUGCCCUAAAGACCUUGUUUGAUUUGGACCCUCUUCUGUCCACUGAUGAACAAUGCCUUGCGUUACGGUCAGAAGCACAGCACAUGCAGAGUCAGUACAAUGGUCUCAUGACGGACGCCAGACCAUCCACAACCCAAGACUACAUCUACAUCCACAAAACAGAGGAGAACGGUGAGAUCCACCACAGCUUCUGUUACAGCCUGGAUUCAGACCAUUGGCAGGAGGUGAGGAUAGAGGACAUCACAGUGCCUGAUCCUCCUGGCUGCCACUUCACAAGCUAUGCAGAGAAGAUAUUUGUUACAGGUGGUUGUCGUGGAAACUGUUGCCCUGAAAUCCGCCGCCAUGUGGGCGAACUAUACCAUGAUGCCACAGAUGAGGUGUGGUGCUUUUACCCUGUGACCCAGACCUGCAGCCCUGUUCCUGCCUUGAUCACACCCCGCACCAUGCACACUGCAGUGAUGUGCCUCAAUCGAAUAUAUGUUAUUGGAGGACGGACAAGAGGAUCCAGAGGUGAAACUACAAGUCUGUUGGAGGUGGAGUACUACAACCCUCUGUGUCAGACCUGGACUGCUGUCAGCCCUCUGCCCACUGCUAUAUUUUUCCCAGAAUCCGCCACCUGUGACAGUAUUAUUUACACUUUGGGUUCUGAGGUAGAGAUCACAGAUUCCUUUAACCCUUUGCUUGACUGCUUCUUGCAGUAUGAUGCCAAACAAGACCAAUGGACACGCCUAGUUGCAGAGUUUGGACAGUUCUUUCACGCUAGACUUGUCAAAGCAGUAUCUAUUAACAAUACACUGCAUCUGUGUGAUUUGUCAACUUAUAAGGUUUUCAGUUUUUGCCCAGAAACAUGCGAGUGGAAGGGUGAGGGUUCUUUUGAGAGUGCAGGGUUCAAUGCCGGGGCUUUGGGAACAAGAGACCGAAUCUACGUCCUGGGAGGGGACUAUUCACCAGACGAGAUCACUGAUGAAGUUCAGGUAUAUCAUAGUGGUAAAAGUCAAUGGGAGGAGGUGGCACCAAUGCCCAGACCACUGACUGAGUUCCACUGUCAGCUCAUCAGCUUCAACAAAUACAGAGACCCAUGGAGAGAUGAGACAUAGACUGAUAUUCAUAACAUACAUGGGCUUUACUACAUGGUGGCCAAUGGCUUUCCCAGCCAUGUGCACCUUAUCCAUUGUUUAGUUUAAAAUAGCUUGUGCGGUCUCAGACAUGUCCAGUUAUGUGUUCAAUCUCUCCCGUGGAGGAACCCGAUCAGUUAUGUUAUUGUGUUAAAGCUGUUUGUUGAGAGACAAGUGCAACCCCUACUAGAU
Molecule: messenger RNA, 2386 nt
Organism: Periophthalmus magnuspinnatus
Lineage: Eukaryota; Metazoa; Chordata; Actinopteri; Gobiiformes; Gobiidae
Gene: kbtbd3
Product: kelch repeat and BTB (POZ) domain containing 3
Exons: 9
Coding region: 350-2176 (608 amino acids)
Molecular function (GO): protein binding
Source: RefSeq, a predicted model, not a curated record